Molecule: messenger RNA, 1359 nt
Organism: Nelumbo nucifera (sacred lotus)
Lineage: Eukaryota; Viridiplantae; Streptophyta; Magnoliopsida; Proteales; Nelumbonaceae
Product: GDSL esterase/lipase At5g03610-like
Molecular function (GO): hydrolase activity, acting on ester bonds
Source: RefSeq, a predicted model, not a curated record
CACUAUAAGUAACUGGAUUCUCAUUCUCUCUCCCUCUCCUCAGGUACCUCCAUAGCUCCACUUGCUCUGCAACUCUCUCUCUCUCUCUGAUGGGGAAUCAUGUGAAGCAUGUUCUCUUUCAUCUAUUCUCCUUCGUUCUUGUAACUGGAGUUCAAGUGGUUCAAGGUUCACCUCAUCACAACCACCACCAUCACCGUCACCACAAACUUGGUUUUUCCAAGCUGUUCGUCUUUGGUGACUCUUAUGCUGACACCGGGAAUAACCGGAAGUCUGAAGCUAGUUCGUGGCACCAGCCUUAUGGGAUCACUUUUCCGGGGAAACCAGUCGGCCGUUACUCCGACGGCCGGGUACUGACAGACUACUUAGCUUCUUUCGUCGGAAUCAAGUCUCCAGUACCUUACAGAUGGAGAAAUGUUGCGACAAAACGACUAAGAUAUGGGGUGAAUUUUGCUUAUGGAGGAACUGGGGUGUUUGAUACACUGGUUCCUGACCCAAAUAUGACGACACAAAUUGACUUCUUUCAACAGCUCAUCCAUGAUGGAGUGUACAACAAGAGUAAUCUCAACUCUUCUAUUGCUCUCGUCUCACUUGCUGGGAAUGACUAUACUACUUACAUGGCCAAAAAUGGCACUGCAGAGGGCUUGUCAGCCUUCACCAUAUCCAUCAUUAAUCAACUAGCUAUAAACCUAAAACGCAUUCAAGGUCAGGGAGUGAAGAAAGUUGCAGUUACAGCAAUCGAGCCCAUUGGGUGUCUCCCUCAAAGCGCAGCCUCGUCGUCUUAUCAGCAAUGCAAUGAAACCAAUAACAUGGCUGCCAUGUUCCACAACCUCUUAUUACAGCAAGCUGUGGAGAAGUUGAAUAAUGAGACCAAGGGGUCCACCUUCAUGGUUCUUGAUCUCUUCAAUGCUUUCAUGUCCAUGUUCAAUAGACAGAAAGACCAUCCAGGAAUUAUGAAGUUUGGUAAUCUUUUGAAACCAUGCUGUGUGGGUACAAGUGCUGAAUACUCGUGUGGAGACAUAGAUGAGAAUGGUGUGAAGAAGUAUACAGUAUGUGAAAACCCUGAAUCUACCUUUUUUUGGGAUGAUGUGCACCCUUCACAGGAAGGUUGGCAUGCAGUCUAUUCAGCUUUACAAAUUUCUCUCGACCAACUCUAUAUCUAACUCCAUACCCUUUCUUGUGUGAUAUGGUUUCCCCUAUUUUCAUUCUUCUUUUCCCUUUUCUUCCUAUUGCAUUUUUGUUUUAUUUUAUUUUAUUUUCUGAUACACCAAUAGUGUUUUCAUGUUUUGAUAUUCUUGAUCCAACGGCUUCUAGUGGAGGGUGUAAUGCGCAUGCAUCAAACAUUUCAAUGAGUUCAAAAUA